This is a messenger RNA of Necator americanus (New World hookworm), 255 nucleotides long. RefSeq lists its product as uncharacterized. The record is from RefSeq and is a predicted model, not a curated record. The transcript is spliced from 4 exons. NCBI's taxonomy places the organism in Eukaryota, Metazoa, Nematoda, Chromadorea, Rhabditida, Ancylostomatidae. Bases 1 to 255 code for a protein of 84 amino acids.
AUGCAAACCAGGAGAUCAGAAAUCGACGUCGGUGUAUCUCGUCUCCGAACAAGACCGACGAAACUACAGUAUAUGCGCGGAACGGGGAAAUCAACGUAUUGCCAAUAUAUGGUGUCAGAUGUGGAUCCUGCAACGGAUACAUCUACAGAAGAUUUGGCGAAUGGAGAUGCUGGACAUCGGCCGAUUUCCCUUCCUUUAGAACUUGAACUUGAGUUCGAAACAACUGCAAUUUGUCCGGUUAAAAGCCUUCUCUAG